Molecule: messenger RNA, 1712 nt
Organism: Lathyrus oleraceus (garden pea)
Lineage: Eukaryota; Viridiplantae; Streptophyta; Magnoliopsida; Fabales; Fabaceae
Product: hydroquinone glucosyltransferase
Exons: 1
Coding region: 46-1482 (478 amino acids)
Molecular function (GO): UDP-glycosyltransferase activity
Source: RefSeq, a predicted model, not a curated record
AACAUCACACUAACACAAAUCGAACCCUAAACUAAACAAAUUUCCAUGGAGAGAAAAACACACAUUGCAGUAGUUUCAGUUCCCAUUGUUAGCCAUCAAAUAGCAAUUUCAAACUUCAUCAAGAAACUCUUUCAUCUUCAUCCUAACAAGUUUCACAUCACCUUAAUCAUUCCUGUACUAGAAUCACUUUCCAAUGCUUCCAAAUCCAUAACUCUUUCUCUUUCAUCUCUCAACGUAGAUACCGUUGUUCUUCCCCCAAUCAACUUGCCUCAAGAAACUGUCCCUACACUCAAACUACCUCUUGCUAUGUCUCUUGCUAUGCCAUUAAUCCUUGAUGCAUUGAACUCAAUAACUUCAACAACAAAAACAUCAAAACUAGUUGCUAUAGUAGCUGAUUAUUUUGCUUAUGAAGUUUUCUCAUUUGCCAAAAAACUCAACAUUUUGUCUUACACUUUUUUUCCUUCAUCAGCCACAGUGCUAUCUCUUUGUUUUCAUUCAAAAGUUCUAGAUGAAACAAUUUCCGGUGAAUUCAGAGACUUCCAAGAACCGAUCAAAAUCCCCGGCUGUGUACCUAUUCAAGGAACUGAUCUUCCAUCUUCAUUUCAAGAUAGGACUAGUGAAUCUUACAACCAUUUUCUUCUCCGAUCGAAAGGGAUAAAUCUUUGCGACGGUAUUUUAGUCAAUAGCUUUGUAGAAUUGGAAUCAAAAGCAGUUGAAGCCAUGAAUGAAGGAAGCAUUAAUGGUUCUCACCCUCCUGUUUACAUGGUUGGGCCAAUCAUGCAAAAAAAUAGUGACGAUAAUCAAAAUGAGUCACAAUGUUUAUCAUGGUUAAAUGAACAAAAACCAAAUUCUGUGGUUUUUGUUUCAUUUGGUAGUGGAGGAACAAUUUCUCAAAACCAAAUGAAUGAGUUAGCAUUAGGGUUGGAAUUGAGUUCUCAAAAGUUUCUAUGGGUUGUGAGAGAACCAAAUGAUAUAGCAACUGCUAAUUAUUUUGCUGUUUCUAAACCUAAUUCCUUAGAGCAAAAAGAUCCUUUGUGUUUUUUACCAAAAGGGUUUAUAGAAAGAACACAAAAGCAAGGUUUUUUGGUUUCAAAUUGGGCACCACAAGUUGAGAUUCUUAGUCACAAAGCAAUUGGUGGAUUUGUUACACAAUGUGGUUGGUUUUCAACACUUGAGUGUGUUGUGAAUGGGGUGCCAAUAAUUGCUUGGCCACUCUUUGCUGAGCAGAAAAUGGUUGCAACCAUUCUAGCUAAUGGGAUUAAAAUUGCUAUAAGGCCAAAGAUUGAUAAUGUGAGUGGUGUUGUGGAAAAAGGUGAAAUUGUGAAUGUGUUGAAGAGGUUAAUGGAAGGAGAUGAAGGGAUUGAGAUUCUUCAAAGGAUGAGAAUCCUACAAGAUGCUGCUUCUGCUGCAAUAGAAGUUGAUGGAUCUUCCAUAGCCACCAUUUCUCAAUUGGUCACAAAAUGGACCAAUGUGAAAGUCUAAAAUGAAAAUUAGUUUCAUAAUAAUCAAAAUCUCAUAAUUUUGAUAUUUACUCUCUAUGCAUAUUUGUAUGUCAUUUGUGUUUCUUAGCUUGGUUAAACUUUAACUUUUGUAUGAAUAAACAAAUAGAUUCUCCUUUAGUUUUUUGAAAUUAUUACAAAGCACUACUUGAAAAAUGUGAGAUACUUUUGCAAGGAACAUUGAAAAGUAUGGUAUUAUGAUUGACAUGGGAU